Messenger RNA from Anthostomella pinea, 495 nucleotides. The record is from the annotation of a GenBank genome assembly. NCBI's taxonomy places the organism in Eukaryota, Fungi, Ascomycota, Sordariomycetes, Xylariales, Xylariaceae.
AUGUAUUCUCUCUUGCCUCUAGCCGGCUUCUGGGCUUGGAACCAGGGAGAAAAGGCCCUUGACAGACGCCCAGUCCCUGUCUCCGCCGAGCCCAAGUACUCCCCGAACGAGGUCACCGUCCUGACCUGUACCAUCAACACACUCCUGGCCUGCUGGCUCAUUACCUGGCUCGGCAACGACCCGCUCGAAGUCAUCAUCGUCACCAUCGCCGAGCACGAAGAGAAGAUCCGCAGCGUCGUUGCCAAUGCCGAGCUCUCGGAUUCCGAUCUUGCCAAGGUCGUCGUUCUGGUCUCAGACGUCAAGGGCAAGAGAAUGCAGCCCAUUACCGGCCUGGCCCAUGUCAACGGCGACGACCUACCGUCUUAUAGCAUACCUUACAUCCUGAUCACUGGUCAUCCGUCCGCGUCAUUGCGAUUGGUGUGUAAGAUGUACCUUAUCUCGAGGUUGAAGAACAGGUCGAGCAGCAUGGAGCGGGAGACCCUGACAAAUCGUUGA